Molecule: messenger RNA, 2298 nt
Organism: Spea bombifrons (plains spadefoot toad)
Lineage: Eukaryota; Metazoa; Chordata; Amphibia; Anura; Pelobatidae
Product: receptor-interacting serine/threonine-protein kinase 2-like
Exons: 11
Coding region: 66-1571 (501 amino acids)
Biological process (GO): regulation of apoptotic process; protein phosphorylation
Molecular function (GO): ATP binding; JUN kinase kinase kinase activity
Source: RefSeq, a predicted model, not a curated record
AGAAGAGUGCCUUCUAAACAAACUCAGGGGUCCAUCCCGCUUCUGGCUCCUCAUAACUAGCAGGAAUGUCCAACAGCCAACCGUUGGUUGUAGACCUGAAUGUGCGGACUUUCCAGUUAGUCCAGACAAGCUCCGAACUUGCACCCAGGGUUAGUUAUGGUCGAGAUGGCUCCUAUGCCUUUUUGAAACUGUUUCCUUCUGAUGGAUUGAGCACGAGGGCGUUCGAAGGAAUUUUAAGCCAUGUCGAAAAGCUCCGCCAGAUAAAGUCUCAGCGCCUGGCACAGAUAUUUGGCGUGUAUCAGACACCUAAUACAUUUGGCAUUCUGACGGACUGGAUGCCAAAUGGAUCGUUACAUUCUCUUAUUUACCAGAGGGAUCAGUACUCCAUACUGCCGUUCAGAGUGUGCAUCAGGAUCCUGGUGGACGUCGCAGAGGGUCUGCACCAUCUGCAUAGCUUGUCUCCUCCGGUCGCGCAUCAGGCACUCAAACCGUGCAACAUACUAAUGGAUGAACAGUACAGAGCCAAGGUUUCGGAUUUUGGAUUGGCUUCAGUACGGAGUGCAGUCUCCACUUCCGAUGAUCCAAGUCACAAGCAUAGGGUGUAUCUGUCACCAGAGAGGCUCCAGGGCGAAGGACCAUCUGUAGCAGAUGACAUAUACAGCUUUGGGAUGAUUUGCUGGGAAAUGUUUAGCAGACAGCCCCCCUUUCAUGACAAUGACAACCCCCUGAAACUGGAAACCUGUAUCACGAGGGGCCUCAGACCACAGCCAGACAUGAACACCCUGUUGACCGCUAGGGGUAUCUCCCCAGCCCACCGCGCACCCCUGAUGGAGCUCGUCAGCUGCUGCUGGCACUUGGAGCCACACAUAAGACCUUCAAUGAGAAGAUGCCUUGACCACCUACAGACAAUCCUCCAAACUAUUCCUGCUGAGGCGAUGGACAGCUCUGUUGACUUCCUACAGAGCAAACGGACGACGGCACAGAACCAACCACUGGAAUUCAGUAUGAAAUCGUUGGCUCUUUCAAUGACCAGCAACAGCAGCAGAAAUCGCGCAUGUAGCGAACCUACCGCGGGUUCAACCAAUUCUUUAAACAGCACGGCCCGGUGUAAAGACCAACGAAGUGCCACUCUUCCCUGUUUGCCAUUACGGCAGCCUGUGCAGGCCAGCGGCCACUUACCCCUUGCUAUUAGCCCCAAGUCUUCCGAAGCUCCUCGCCCUCAGCAAAGGAAAGCCUCUUGGACAAACAAUUGCUCGAGCCAGAUGCCAACUUCAGGUCCAUUCAGGCAUCAUGUGGAAAAUGGAUACUUUACAAGAAUGCUGAUCACAAAUAGAGAAAAAAUCUUGAAUUGCUUGACAGAGGGAAGGCUGAACCAUCUUUUAGACAAACUAAGGUCCAGUAGGAUUUUUUGUAGCGCAGACUGUGAGGAUGUGGAGGCAAAUAAAACACUAACAAACAAAGCUCGGAUGUGCCUAGACAUCUGCCAUCAGAAAGGCGAGGAGGCAUCAAUGUUUCUCUUGCAGAUCCUCAGAUCUUUCAACGUGUGCUUAGAACCCCGAAACCCGGCAUGAAACAAGGACAUUCCGAGCUGACACUUUGUAAUAAGGUUUGGUUUUGUGACUCCAAAAGCCCUAGAAAAGGCUGUAUUAGGGAUUGCCAGCCUCAAUGCCACCCUUCUGAAGACAUCAGCACCAAAGGUGUUUAAAUACUGGAAAGAACCGUUCAGGAUGGAUCCUGGUCGUGUGUAUUCUGGUCAAGGACAAUGCGGAAGCUGGCCAAUGUGUCCCUUCAUCCACAGCAGCAUUAAGAACCUCACACACGAUGGAAUGGACUCUUGUUCAGGUUCUGUGACCAAAUGAUUCAGUGAUGUCCACGGCAAACAAAUGGACCAGGCCCGUGGAAGCAUGGAGACCCAAAUAGACAAUUCUUGUCAUGUCCAACAUAGUCCUGGCACUCGCUUCAGGUGCCAGCUACCAAGAUGAGAGAUAAUUCACAGAAUUGUGGCCGUUUCCUUUUUUAGAAACACCUCUCCAUCUCUAAAUGUUAAAGUUCUCUAACGCUUUGUAAAUAAUACAUACAUGUAUGACUUUUGAUAAUUACUACCUUUUUUCAUAUUGUUUUGUACAAUGUAAAAUACGAUACUUUACAAAUAUAUGCAUAUGUCAACAAAGUCUUCCUAACGGGUAGGAUGCCCAGCAUAGUUAGUGAAAAGGUUUGCGAGGCAGAAAUCAAGAACUGAAUAUAUAUCACCUUGUUUAAAUAUAGAUUCAUGGCAAUAAAUCUGUGCGGAUGUGUGGG